AUGCCGGCCCGUCUGGAGACCUGCCUGUCGGACCUCGACUGCGCCAGCAGCGGCAGUAGCAGCAUCAGCAGCGAUCUGUCCGGCUUCCUCACCGACGAAGACGACUGUGCCAGACUUCAGCAGCCAGCCUCGGCUUCGGGACCGUCCGCGCCGGCCCGCAGGGGCGUGUCGGGGGUCUCCGGGACGGCAGUCGUUCCGGGCGCUCAGGACCACGAGCAGGAGCGGCGUCGGCGUCGCGGUCGCGCGCGCGUGCGCUCCGAGGCGCUGUUGCAUUCGCUGCGCAGGAGCCGGCGCGUCAAGGCCAACGACCGCGAGCGCAACCGCAUGCACAACCUGAACGCCGCGCUGGACGCGCUGCGCAGUGUGCUGCCAUCCUUCCCCGACGACACCAAGCUCACCAAGAUCGAGACGCUGCGGUUCGCCUACAACUACAUCUGGGCCCUGGCCGAGACCCUGCGCUUGGCAGAUCAAGGGCUGACCGGGGGCAGCGCCCGGGAGCGCCUCCUGCAGCCGCACUGCGCCCCCUGCCUCCCCGGACCCCCGAGCCCCGCCAGUGACGCUGAGUCCUGGGGCUCGGCGGCCGCGUCCUCCCCCUGCGCCGCAGCCGCCUCGCCGCUCUCAGACCCCAGUAGUCCCGCCGCCUCCGAAGACUUCGCCUACGGCCCCGGCGACUCUCUCUUCUCCUUCCCCAAUCUUCCCAAGGACUUCCUGCACACGACGCCCUGCUUCGUUCCUUACCACUAG
Messenger RNA from Ochotona curzoniae (black-lipped pika), 744 nucleotides. RefSeq names its product neurogenin 1 (gene NEUROG1). Gene Ontology annotation, molecular function: protein dimerization activity. Bases 1 to 744 code for a protein of 247 amino acids. Lineage: Eukaryota; Metazoa; Chordata; Mammalia; Lagomorpha; Ochotonidae. The record is from RefSeq and is a predicted model, not a curated record. The transcript has a single exon.